Messenger RNA from Phytophthora sojae, 720 nucleotides. RefSeq lists its product as hypothetical. The record is from RefSeq and is a predicted model, not a curated record. The transcript is spliced from 3 exons. NCBI's taxonomy places the organism in Eukaryota, Oomycota, Peronosporomycetes, Peronosporales, Peronosporaceae. Bases 1 to 720 code for a protein of 239 amino acids.
AUGGCUACGCUGCUCACGAUGCCGUCGUGCAUGGAGCUCUUCAGCACGUGUCAGCUGGGCGUGGGCAAGCUCAACCAGAAGCUUGGCGUCUCUGCGGCGGAGGGGUACAAACCUGUGAGUAUCGUGUCGGCCAGCGAGUCCAAGACCGUGACCGAGAACAGCACCAAAGUUGCGAUGCUGGUGCAGCUGGCGCCGCUAACGGACUGCUUGUCGGAUCCAUCGACGGCGAAGGGGGACAGCUGCCAGUUUGACAUGUCCAAGGUGGAGUUCUACAGUAUCCUGCUGACGCACGAAUUUGGAGCCUCGUGGAAGCUGGAAGGCUACAAGCGUCAUGCUCUCUCAGAUGACGAGCGAGCGCAGAUUAUGCAGGAAUACAACAGCGGUCAGUUCUACGGUAGCAAGGUCGCCAUUGGUAUUUUCGAUGCGCCGGGUGAACCGCUCGAGUCCGAUUCCAAGGCCACGGCACCGCGGACUCCUACCGCUGUUGUAGCUGCCUCCGUGACUGCCUUGUUUUGUCUUGGGUUGGUCCUGCACCAGCGCAGGCGUCAUCAAAAUGGAUACGCCCCGAUCUACCUCUCGAAAGGAGGCAGCGUCCAAGGGAAAAAGUCGCCGACGGCCAAGGGAACUCCAGAGGAAAGGUCGCUGCGCCCAGCUGAUGCCGCUGGUACAAGUGGAGGCCACACCUUUAAGCAGGAGGCUAACGAGCGUUUUGCGGUCUGA